UUCGGACCAGCAGGAAUCACCAUGUUCUCUGACACAACAAACGGAGAAGGAAGAUCUGCCCUGCCCAUCCAGCGCUGCGUUUUCAGGCUUGUGUUUUUUAGCUGCAACUCCACCCCGUGCUGGUGGAGAAGGGAGCUGUUCCCACUGAUCGCAGGAAAGGGAGGUCACGGGGUUUGCUUGAUUAAAUCACCACAAGCCAAAAGGUUCGCUCUCUCGUUUACUGAGAAUUGCUCACAGGCUGUUUAAUUUGUUCCAAAAAGAAAAGCAAAACAAGAAACAAGCCCCGAGCCCGACAACCAACAGCACACACGGAAAAGCAGGUGUGUCUCCAGAUCUUGGGAAAACAAAGGGCAGAGACAGAGGCAGGAUUUACACUUAGAUGGGAAGUUCCCUUCCCAGCACAGGAGGACAGGUUUGGAAGCGGCUGGGACACGAACAGUAUUUGUUGCCCUACAGUAUCCAGGUGAAGUCUCAUUGCAGAUGAAUUGCUCAAAGAGCCACAUUUGGUGAGAAACACUGAUACGUCCCUGCUGGAUAUCUGCGUCAGUGACAUCAGGCAUAUUGGUUGGCUAUAAGCUCAUUGCUGUCCUCUAUCCAUUCACAAGGCUGUACAGCAAAGUCACUGGACAAAAUGCCAUCCCUGAUUACUGAAGGUCUCCACUGCCUGUUUCUACUGGUCACAGCAUGUUGCCAGACAUCACAAGACUCAAACUUUGAGCCAUUCAUCCGAUAUGUAAUUGACAGUGAGCUAAUAGAGGAAAACUUCCAAUCAGAGAUGCAAAGGCAGAAGCGAAACAUGCUUAUUUUUGACCUUCCCCCUCUGGAGUACACUGUUGACAUUGAAGUAAGCCUUACAGAUUCGUCUUUCCUGGAGCCAGUCAAAGACUAUUUCAAAAAUCUUAAUCUUCCAGUUUCAACAAACAUUUCAAAUGUAGAAAUGGCAGUUUCAAACAUCAACAUUACCACAGUCUGUCAGCCCAGUGGUGAGAACAGUAGCUGUUGUUCCUGUGAAGAUGGAUAUGCCUGGCCAAGUGCGGUGUGCCGUGACUUGAUAACCUGCCCUUCUGUCAGCCUAGCAUCUGAUCUGCCCUGUGGCUACAUGAAGGAAAUGCCUUUCUCCGGGCCUUACUGUGAGCCACAGACUAAAGAUUCAUGUGGUAUGGGAGAGCCCAUUGUAAUGAAUAUGUCAGUCAGACUUGACACAGACUUUCGGGAUGAUCUCAGGGAUUCUUCUUCCAAACUAUACAAACAAUACAAAGCUGACCUUGAAAAAGCGUUUAAUGCUAGCUACAGAUGUUUACCAGGCUUUGUAUCGGCAACAGUGACUGGUUUCAGGCCUGGAAGUGUUUUUGCGAACUACGAAGUAAAAGCAGGAACUGUAAGCUUUGAACAGCUAGCAGAUGCCAACAAAGUUACACCACAGUUUCUAGAUUCAUCGUACCAGCUAAACCCAGCUACGUACACAGCAGAAAUAACUAAUCAAACAAACUUCAUUGUGAGUCCUAUAGACAUUUUUGAAGGGGAUACAGUAACACUGAUUUGUGAGAUAAAUUCAACAUCUAAGAAUGUGACCUGGUAUCACUUCGAUCAGAUCAUCUCAACCUCCAUGCGAUAUUCAAUGGAGAAAAAAGUUACAACGAAAAACUCAAGGUCGACUCUUAAAAUUGCCAGCAUUACGAUGAAGGAUUCUGGUUCCUAUAAGUGCACUUUCACAAACAGUGAUCAGUUUAACACACUGAUAUACAAGGCCACGAAAACAAUAGCAGUGUCUCCACUAUACAUCACUCCAAACUUAUAUGACAUCAAUGUUACAUGCAACAGUCCUGAAAUGCAGGCAAGUGGUCCUCUGCUGUCCUGUUGUAUUGACAAACACUUACCAUCACUUACUGGUCACUGGGAAGUGAACGGAGCAAUCAAUAUUACAGGAGUCUCCAGUUUCAGUGACAACUGCACUGAAUACAAGCUGAACAUCAAUGAGUCACUAUGCCCACCUGAAAAGUCAGGUACAGUGACUACAUACACAUGUGAGCUACAGACUGGAUAUGGUGCCAGGCGCAGUGAAAACAUCCGAGUGACAUAUUUCCGGACAGCCCGUGUAACAAUAUCUUCAAGUGUAAACUCAGCAGUUUCAGAAGGAUAUGCGUUCAAUCUAACAUGUGAAAGUGAUGUGAGCAAUUAUGAGAGUAUCAGCUGGAAAAUCCAGUCUGGAAAUGACACAAAAAUAGUAGACUGUGAUGCAUGCAUCAAAGCCAGCAAAUUUCCAGCUACAUCUGUGCUCACAGUGAAGACUGCCACACAGGACUGGAGCGGUAUCUACAUCUGCACACUGUCCCAGAAGCAUGCAGAGAGUUCUGCCAAUGUGACAAUUGAGGUUAUUUCCUUGCCUCUGAAGCAGAACAUCCUGAUAGACCCCAUUGCAGCACCUAUGAGGUGCAAAACACAACAAGCCCUCGAGUGCUGCAUAAGUGCUAACACCAAGGAAGAUUACACUGUUACAUUUGUGGUUCAACAAAAUGAACUUCAAGUUGAGAAAAAGAAAAAGGGAAAUUUGUUUUGCUACAUGUGCAAUUACACAGAAACAGAAUGCAGCAUGACAAAAGAGCUCAGAGCACAUUGCAAGUUCAUUAACCGCAUUGGACAGGAAGUCAACAGUGAAAGUGCAAGACUGCACCUGAUAGCUGAUAAGGAAGUUUCCUGCUCAGACAGCUUUGGGAUUGGAAUAGAAGGAGACACAUUAAUAAAGCCAUGCUGUGAGUCGGAUAAUCCAUAUGGUUUUACUCGAGGCAGUAAAAGUUACAAGUGCUCUGGCAAGUCCUGGAAGCUUGAAAGGAAUGACUGUCUAUCUGUACCAAUAAGCAACCUGCUGACUAGUGCUGAGUCCUUGGUCAACAGUCCUGAGGCAAAAGCAAACCUACCUAACUACCUUGCGGAGCUUAAGGAAAACACAGGAAAGGAGCAAAACAUAAUAAACAAUUCUCCUGCAAACCUAGGCGCAAUUGUUACCAUCCUGGAUAUGAUCUCCUCUAUCCCAGCAGAUGCAGAGGAGCUCACUAUUCAAAAUUUCCUCUCCACAGUGGACUUCAUUGUUGCUGAUUCUACAGCUAAAGUUUGGGAAGACCUGAAUAAAGAGGAGAUACUCAAAAGUUCUUUGCUACUUCAAUCAGUAGAAAAUUUUUCCCUGCGUCUCCAACCAGUUAAUAAUACCAUUCCUCCUGUCUCUGCAAACAGCCUUCAGCUACAAGGUAUAGUUGUCACAGAAAACAGCAACAUGGAUUAUAAUAAGAACUUUCGCAGUACAGAAAACCUCACAGUUAAUGUGCUCAUUGAUGAAAUGGAGAUUCAGACUCUAACCCAAAAUUCAACCAUUGUCAGUGUGAUGUACUCAAAACUUGGACAUAUUUUGCUCCAGAAUGAGUCUGAGUAUCUGAAUGGUUUACUGCUAUCAACAACAGUGAGCAGCAACAGAAGCCAGAAGUUCGAUAUUAAUAUGACCUUUGCAAAGAAAAACUUGUCUCUAAAGAUGCCCCGGUGUGUCUUCUGGAACUUCACACUCAACAAAGCUGGAGGGGGCUGGGAUACUAAUGGUUGCACCCCCACAGAAGUAGAAGGUUAUGUCGUUUGCUCCUGCAAUCACUUGACAUCAUUCUCCAUUCUGAUGUCACCUGAUAAAUCCUCCCAGUUAAUCUUUGAAGAUUACAUUACCUACAUUGGCCUGUCUAUUUCAAUCUUGAGUCUGGUGGUCUGCAUUAUAAUUGAAUCUUUAGUCUGGAAAUACGUGACAAACAACACAACCUCCUAUAUGCGCCAUGUCUGUAUACUCAACAUAGCUACAUCACUUCUGAUUGCUGAUAUUUGGUUCAUUGUCACUGCCUCCAUCAAUGACCAAAACCAACAGAUGAGCAGAGGUAUCUGUUUAGUGGCCACCUUCUUCAUCCAUUUAUUCUACCUGUGUGUCUUUUUCUGGAUGCUCAGCCUGGGCCUCAUUCUUUUCUACAGACUGGUCUUCAUCUUGCAUAACACAAGCAAGACCUCCCAGAAAGCAGUGGCAUUCUGUUUGGGAUAUGGAUGCCCCUUUGCCAUUGCAGCCAUCACCAUUGCUGUCACACUGCCAAGGAACAAUUACACCAGAAAGGAUGUCUGCUGGCUCAACUGGAAGGACAGCAAAGCUCUCUUGGCCUUUGUCAUACCUGCCCUGAUCAUUGUGGCUAUGAAUUUGUUCAUCACUGCAGUUGUUAUAAUAAAAAUACUGAGGCCAACUAUUGGAGAUAGGUCAAACAGGCAGGAGAGGAACUCUUUGUUUCAGAUUGGCAAAAGUGUGGCCAUCUUGACACCCCUACUAGGCCUUACCUGGGGAUUUGGUCUUGCCACCAUCAUCAAAAACAGUCAUCGAAUCUUCCACAUCCUCUUUGCUCUUCUCAAUGCUUUGCAGGGAUUAUUCAUUUUGGUGUUUGGGACUCUCUGGGACAAGAAGAUACAAGAAGCCCUGCUGAAAAGGAAUUCAAUGUCCAAAUGGAGUUCUCAGCAAACAAAGUCAACCUCUCUGAUCCUGGUGACACCAAUGCUUGCUAUGAGCUAUCCAUUUUCAAGAACCUUUAACAACUUAUGUGGGAAAACAGGAAAAUACAGAGUAUCUUCUUCAGAGCCAUCCAGCUCUUCCUCUGAAAACACUUCCAAGGCAUAUUCUUUGCUUAACUGAGGCACUGCAAAUGCUAAAUCACAUAGCUCUGAAAGGACCUCUGCCCUUUCCAAGACACACACAAAAAGUACCUGUGAGUCAUCAAGAAGUGGACUGCUUCAUUUUGAGUAAACUGCCUUGGUGCAUUCUUCUGGAAGAAUCAUUUCUGGUUAACGUGUAAGGCAGGGAAGCUUUCAGAAGUGGAAUUUUACAGGGGCUGCCAAUCCCAGAAGAGAUGACAGGGAUUUGAAGGCCUCUAAGUGCUGGAAAAAGACAUUUGGGAGUGAAGAAUUCUCAGCCUUUAAGAGGGUGCUUAGCACUGUGCAGUACUGAGCCAUGAGUUGCAGCUGUAUAAACAGCUGUUGUCCAGUGGUUUUAGUAUUUCCUCUAUCAGCUCUCAGACUGAUGCCAAAUGCCUGUGUAGAUAGAUACACGAGUACCUCAUAGCUUGUCUCUUGCCCUCAUAUAAGAGUUUGGAAAGUGCAUAGGGUAUAGCGCUCUCCACUUUCUAUUUAAGACUUUCUGGAACUAAAGAUUCACAAUGAAGGUCCCUUUCAGAUCUUCACUUUUAACUUGGGUAAAACGAAGACCAUGAUGAUUCCUGCAUGGUCUUCAGAUGGAAUGUACUGAAAGCUCUCUACUGAAAGCUCCAUGUGGCACUAUUUUUGAAGAAAUGCAAGCUUUAUAUCCUUAACUAUAGGUGUCCUUCCCUUGAUAUGUGGUAAGAGGGAGAUGGUUGCUGCCCUCUACCACAGAGGGAACUGCAUUUAUCUAAUGCAUAGUAGUGUUAAGUAUGUAAAGGAUCUUUUGUGUAAAGUCUGUAUGUUUGAGGGUCCUCUCAGAGGAGCAUCACACUUGGAGGGCUCAGAGAGUCAACUCUGCAGUGAAUGUAAACCACGAUGUGCCAGGCAGGAUGAAAGGUUUUAUAUAAAUUAUUGCUCUAAUACUACAUUUUUGGAAACAGCUAUUUCCAAGCCUGUAUACCUUUAAAGGCAGGACUCCUGCCUAAAGUGGAGGGCUAUGAGAGAGCCUGCAAAGUAUUUAUAGUGCACAAAGAUGUUACAAAUCUUAAUGUAAAAUAUAGUAGGUGUAAUCAUGAAGAUUUAUAUUUGAGGCCAUUAUCAAACACUGCUGUUGAGUGGUACAGCCCCAUAUUGUCACUGGGGAAUCAGGCAUAUGUCUAACAGUGGUGAACCCAUUCCCAGGACUUUGGGAUGAACCAGGAUGUGAAACUGUUGACUACAGUUACAGGCAUGUGCAAUGGGUUGGUAUGGGCAGGUAAUGACUGAAAACAAUAAACAAGCAUCAAUCAAAUGUA
Messenger RNA from Neopsephotus bourkii (Bourke's parrot), 5993 nucleotides. It is a transcript of the gene ADGRF5, whose product is annotated as adhesion G protein-coupled receptor F5. Gene Ontology annotation, biological process: cell surface receptor signaling pathway; G protein-coupled receptor signaling pathway. Gene Ontology annotation, cellular component: membrane. The transcript has 22 exons. The record is from RefSeq and is a predicted model, not a curated record. Lineage: Eukaryota; Metazoa; Chordata; Aves; Psittaciformes; Psittacidae. The coding region runs from base 632 to 4696 and encodes 1354 amino acids. Gene Ontology annotation, molecular function: G protein-coupled receptor activity.